Messenger RNA from Musa acuminata AAA Group (dessert banana), 1097 nucleotides. RefSeq lists its product as uncharacterized. The record is from RefSeq and is a predicted model, not a curated record. Bases 74 to 823 code for a protein of 249 amino acids. Lineage: Eukaryota; Viridiplantae; Streptophyta; Magnoliopsida; Zingiberales; Musaceae. Gene Ontology annotation, molecular function: protein binding. The transcript has 3 exons.
UUGGGCCUCCAGUAGGUUCAGUCGACGAGAAGACCAGGCAUCCUACAGGCCGAGUGAGCUCUCAUUGACGGCAAUGACAGCAGGGAUCCUAACCCGUUCCUGCUCAUUCCUUGGCGAGCCGGGGAGAUAUGGGGAUUCCGCCGCCGGGAUAUCGUUCCUUCGGCGGAACCGGAGCGGCUUGCUGCUGCAGCCGCGAUCCCGGUGCGCUGCCGCGCUCCACUAUGAAGCAGAGGUGGGGAGGGAGGGGCGCCUCCUUCGGCGAGCCAGGUCGGAGGGCGACCUCAUUCCAUCGAACCGCCCGGGGCAGGUGGAUUUACAGGCGAACCGGUUCGAUAUCGGAGUCGCGGUUCCGGCGAUUCCGCAGGUGGAGCAAGUGGCGUGUUCCGGCGGGGGGAUUGGCAAGGGGAGGAAGGUCGGCGGGGGUAGGGGCGGCGGCGGAGGCGGCGAUCAGAACCACAACAGGAGGAUUGCAGAGCAUUACCAGCGGAUGCUACGGUCCGACCCUUCGAGCGCGCUCCUCUUGAGGAACUACGGAAGAUUCCUGCAUGAGGUGGAAGGAGAUGCAAAGGGUGCGGAAGAGUACUACGGGCGGGCGAUUCUGGCGAGCCCAGGCGACGGCGAGGUGCUGUCGCUCUACGGCAAGCUGGUGUGGGAGACUCACAGAGACGGGGAGAGGGCCGAAGCCUACUUCGAGCGCGCCGUCGAAGCCUCCCCCGACGACUGCUUCGUGCUGGGCUCUUACGCGCAUUUCUUGUGGGACGCCGAGGAGGAGGAAGAGAAGGGGACGAUGCAGGUAUCGUCACCGCUAGCUGAGGCUCUUUGAUGCGUCUGACUUGAUCUGACAAUAGGACGUACAUAGGCAGUGAGUACUCGGGAAGAGUCAGAAGGUGUAGGAGAGGACAGUUGCUGAUGAUGUAUUUGCAGUUGCUUUUUGUCUUCUUUCCUUUUUCGCUUCUGUUGUAUCCUUUGCGGUGAAUAUAUAUCUAGUUGUGAGGGAGCGUGCAGUACACGGGCAUCUUCUGCGUUAUGUGACCAAGAUGUCUAAGCAACAUGCAUAUGAGAGAUACUCUUAAAGCUAAUCCUUUGUUUUAAUGCAA